Ictalurus punctatus (channel catfish) is the source of this 4107-nucleotide messenger RNA. RefSeq names its product LIM domain and actin binding 1b (gene lima1b). Gene Ontology annotation, biological process: actin filament bundle assembly. Bases 200 to 2416 code for a protein of 738 amino acids. Lineage: Eukaryota; Metazoa; Chordata; Actinopteri; Siluriformes; Ictaluridae. The record is from RefSeq and is a predicted model, not a curated record. Gene Ontology annotation, molecular function: actin filament binding. The transcript is spliced from 11 exons. Gene Ontology annotation, cellular component: actin cytoskeleton; plasma membrane.
ACACACACACACGGAACAGGAGUGUCAGGUGUCCCACUGCACGCUCGGUCUCUUCUUUCUGUCUUGCUGUGGAAGCAGGUGACGCAGUGAAGGUGUGGAGAGUUUGAAGAGAACGACAGAAAUUUUGAGGAAUGAACAAAAUCUAAAACAAACAAACAAUAAUCCAGACGAGAAGCAGCUCAAAAACCAGGGUGUGGCAAUGGAGUCAGCGCCGUUCAGUAGGAAGCAGUGGUCGUCUCAGUCGUUACGCAUCACAGCCAGGGAGCUGUCGCUGGUCAGCACUCGAGGGAAACACAACGCCAUCGCUGAACGCUUCUCCAAAUAUCAGAAAGCUGCAGAGGAAAUAAAUGCUGACAAGAAAAAAAUGCCGGCCGAGAGCCUGCCGUCUGCGGUCCGCUCAGGGAACCUGAGCGUGUUGAAGAAGCGCUGGGAGGAGAAGCGGCAAAACGCACCGGCUGGGACCACGCCCAUCCCUCCAGCUGAACCUCGACCUCCGACUCGCUCCCAAAGCUUCAGACCUGUGAAGGUUCCGGAAGAGAAGAAGGCUGAGGUGGAGGAAGUGAUGGAGACGAAGCAGGAGAUGAAGCAGGAGAUGAAGCAGGAGAUGAUGAAGGAGAUUAAGCAGGAGAUGAAGCAGGAGAAGAUGCAGGAGAUGAUGACGGAGAUGAAGCAGGAGAAGACGCAGGAGAUGAAGCAGGAGAAAAUGCAGGAGAUGAAACAAGAGAUGAAGCAAGAGACGAAACAGGAGACGAAACAGGAGAAGGUGGUGGAGGUAGAAGACAAGGUGGAGGAAGAGCAGAAGAAGGAAAUGGAGGGGAGUUCACUGUCCAACUCGGAGAAACCAAGCGUCGCUCUCAACAGCCUCAAGAUGAUGUUCGAGAAAGGAGAAACCAAGGCUCGACGCAUAAACAGCACUUCAGAAGACUCGGAUAUUCGACCAGCAGACAGAGGUUUGGCGUCUCUGGAGCGAUCCAAAUCUCUGAGGGUCAGAAUGGCAAAGUAUCAGGCUGCCGUGUCCAAACAAGAGACCAACAGUCCUCAGAGCUCGGCUGAGAUCGAGGUCAAAAGUUCAGCAGUGGAUAUGAAGGAAAAUGCGCCUCCUAGUGGUGGAGAACAGACUGAGAAAGAGAAUGCAACUUCAGAGUCGAUGAGCACUAAACCCAAUGGUGUGUUAGCUGAUACAGGAAGUUCGAGCACUGCAGCAUCUGAGCCAGAAACCAACGACACGCCCAAAUUUGUCCGGGGGCAGAAGUUUCGUGCUACUGUGAGAGAAACUUGCGUUGCUUGCCAUAAGACUGUUUACCCGCUGGAGAAACUGGUGGCCAAUCAACAAACCUUCCACAGCUCCUGUUUCCGCUGCACUCACUGCAACACCAAGCUCAGCUUGGUCAACUUCGCCUGCCUGCAUGGUAACAUCUACUGCAAACCUCACUUCAACCAGCUCUUCAAGUCCAAAGGGAACUACGACGAGGGUUUCGGACACAGGCCUCAUAAGGAACUGUGGACGGCCCGAGGUGACAACGAGGAGAAUGAAGAGUCUGAAAAGCCAAAACCCGCUUCACCUGACCCCAUCCCAGUUACACCACCCAGUUCAGAAAAAGUCUUGGAUCAACGUUCCACAGUUGAAGAAAUUCCGAUAGCGAAAGUCACAGAUCUUGCAACAUCUCUGGAGACCAAAACUCAGCCACCAGUUAAAGAAGCGGAGAAACCUGCAGCUUCUGUGGAGAAAAAAAAAUUGAAAAUCGCUUGGCCACCACGUACUGAAGGUUCCAAUUCUGCUCUCGAAAGAGGAAAAAGCCCGGUUAGAGUUUUCAAGCUAAAAUGGCCACCAGAGGAAGAGGUCCAAUCCAAUCUGGAGAGCACAGAGCGAGUGGAGUUGAAGUAUCUGAGACGCAGUGCAUCUCUCAAAGAGCGAAGUCGACCUUUUUCCGUGGCACCUCGCCUGGAAUCCACUAAUCAGGAGCAACCACACCCCCUCAAGACCACUUUGGUGAGGUCUGGCUCUAUGGAGCUCCGUUCAACUUCAAAAAUUCAGAUUGUCCAGAACGAGAAAGGUGAUGACAGCUCAGAAGCAAGAAAGUCCUCAGAGUCAGACCACAAGGCUUUAAAUAGCAGUGAGGCGGAGGUUCCUCCAAAGCAAGAGGAGAAAACCAAAAUCCCACAAUCAAUCCUGAAACGGUCACAAUCAAACAAUCAAAGGGAGGCUUUUGAGGACCAGAUGGAGGCUGAGGAGAAACCAAAAAAAACCCUGGAACUUAAGAAAACAUCACCUCCCCAAGCUGCGGAGAACAACAGGACGUCUCAGGAUGUCGGUUUCUGGGACGGAGAAGAAGCAGAAGAAUCCCUCACCAUGGAGGAGGUGAUCAAGAGGAACCGAUGCUAUGAAGAUGAAGAUGAAGAAUUUGCUGAAGUUUGAAACCACGCAUCCCUCAGGAUCUGCUCAGACACUGAGAGCGUUAUUAGAGUAAUGAAAAUUAUUUUGAAAAAAGCCAUAAAUGGUCGUGGUGAUGAGGUUUUCUUAUUAUUAUUAUUAUUUUAUUUUCAUCUUCAUCAUCUCAUUUCCAACUGGAUUUAAAAAACAAAACAAAAAAAAACAGAUUAUUUUAUUGCUGGUGCUCUUAAUGUCACCACGUUAAUCCCUGUUUCGUUUUGUUUUGUUUUUUUUAGAGCUGGAACAAAAUGCUGUUUUUAUUGUUUAGGGUUUUUAAAUUUCAUGCUUUCAGUCUUUCUCAGCAGCCCUAUUGCAACCAAAUUACUUUUUAAGUUUUUCAAGGGUUAUUUGGUUUUGUUUUUUUUGGUCUAUCUACUGCCAGCUAUAAUCCCGUAGUUGGUCCACUUGUCCAGAGAACCUUUAAAUACCUCCACCAACCACAAAAUGACCACUAUUGUGGAUGAAUCUUUCAAAAAAAAAAUUCAGUUAAGAGUUGCUGCUAUCAACCCCAUUACUGCAUCAUAUUUUUCUCUCGGAGCAUACUGAAAUUAAACUUAUGUCAAUUAGAAGAUCAUAAUUACUUAUAAUGAGAGCUGCAGGGAUAAAACCUCAGUUUAACUUGACUUUGAAUACACUAAUAUUCAGACUGUACUGUUAAACCAUCGAAUGGUCAUAAAGGGAGAAUAAUAGCGGGCCUGAAGCAGAGCCUUGUUGGAUGCCCGAUUGUCAUGAUUAAUUUAUGAUGCUUUGUUGCACUCUGGAAAUUUCGAACAUCUUGUAAUAUUAAGCGUAAUAAAAUACACAAAGCGCUCCGUCUUGAAAAUGAAUAUUUUAGAAAUACUCACUAAAGAAGCUGUGUGAAAAUGCAAGGAAAAGUCAAUCAGACGAUCUCUUAUCAUGACAGUUACCAAUAUAACACAAUAUUAUCAUAUUAUAAACUGCAGCAUUGUAUAAAUAAAAACAUGCAGAAAUAUGAUCAUGUGACCAGGUGAUGAAAACAUCCAGAAACAAACACCAUUAUAGUAGGGCUAAUUGCUAAUUUCUUAUUAUCUAUUUCUUAAUUAUUUUUUUUAAUUUUGCAGCAACAAAUGAAACCGGCCAAAUUAUUUUAGACAGCAAUAUUUUUUUAAUAUAAUUUUGUUGCAGUAUAAUAAACUGGAACUAAACAUGUGGCAAAAUAUCUUUACUUAAAAUAAAUGCUUUUACAGUUGAUAUGUACGUUUUAUCUUUCAUAUGUCAAUGAGUCAUGUUGCAGUUAUGGCCAUUUUACACCAAUUCUUUAUAAUAGUUCUUUCUUAUUUAUACUUGAUUUAUUCUUUGCUUGUAAGACAUGGAAGAUUCUUUCUUUCUCUUUCUCUCUCUCUCUCUCUCUCUCUCUCUCUCUCACACACACACACACACACACACACACACACACACACACACACACACUUUUAAUCAUGAGAUCAUGGUAACAGGAAUAUCAUCUGAUUGGCUGAAGCCCAGCACAGUGCCUCUCGAUUUGUCUUAAUGAUCCCUCUUAAUUUUUAAUGUGAUAAUGCUUUUAUGCAAAUGUUUUAUAUUCUGUCCUACAAUGAGACCAAACAAAUCUGCCUAUAUCUGCCUUAAAAUGUAAGAAACUUUGGUUAAGUGUAAGGCUUUAAUAAAUUUAAUAAAAAUGAUUUGAGAGACUGUUA